This is a messenger RNA of Athene cunicularia (burrowing owl), 705 nucleotides long. RefSeq names its product RAB33A, member RAS oncogene family (gene RAB33A). Gene Ontology annotation, molecular function: GTPase activity; GTP binding. The coding region runs from base 219 to 629 and encodes 136 amino acids. The record is from RefSeq and is a predicted model, not a curated record. The transcript has 2 exons. Lineage: Eukaryota; Metazoa; Chordata; Aves; Strigiformes; Strigidae. Gene Ontology annotation, cellular component: Golgi apparatus; endosome.
AGCCGUACGUGCAGACCCGCAUCUUCAAGAUCAUCGUGAUCGGAGACUCGAACGUGGGCAAGACGUGCCUGACCUUCCGCUUCUGCGGGGGCACCUUCCCCGACAAGACCGAGGCCACCAUCGGCGUGGACUUCCGCGAGAAGACGGUGGAGAUCGAGGGGGAGCGCAUCAAGGUGCAAGUGUGGGACACGGCUGGCCAGGAGAGGUUUCGGAAGAGCAUGGUAGAGCAUUACUACCGCAAUGUGCAUGCCGUCGUCUUCGUCUAUGAUGUCACAAAGAUGACCUCCUUCACCAACCUCAAGACUUGGAUCGAGGAGUGCAAUGGGCAUGCAGUGCCCCCCCUGGUCCCCAGGGUGCUUGUUGGGAACAAGUGUGACUUGAAAGACCUGAUCCAAGUGCCAUCCAGCAUGGCCCUGAAGUUCGCCGACGCUCACAACAUGCUUUUGUUUGAGACCUCGGCCAAGGACCCUAAGGAGAGCCAGAACGUGGAUGCCAUUUUCAUGUGCCUGGCCUGCCGGCUGAAGGCGCAGCGCUCGCUGCUCUGCCGGGACCUGGAGGGGCGGCCGGGCCAGCCCCGCAGGCUGGAGCCAACGCACGAUGCCAACGGUAAAAACUCCUGCCCGUGCUGAGCAGGGCCCGCAACCGCCCUCUGUCACGGUCACCCCAAUAAAGUCUCUGCGGUUCCAGCCAGCUCUGGGUGUUGCU